CCCCUGUCACGUGGUGCUGGUGGGGCCGUGACGCCCGCGGCGGCGGAGGGCUCGGCUUGUCAGAGUCCUCAGAAAAUAAAAGUGUAUUUCAGAAAGUGAAAAUCAGAAGAAGUAGCUGAUGACAUUUUAAAGUGUACUAAGGAUUGUUUCUUGAGGAAAAUUUUUUAAGAUGUGGUGAAGAGCCUGUAUUUUCCCCUGUGUGGUAUAUAGUACCUUAAAAGAUGGGGUUUGGAGGUGACCUGAAAUGUUCUCAUGAUGCUUUAUUAAAACUGCAAGACUGGGAACUACGACUGCUGGAAACAGUGAAGAAAUUUAUGGUCAUGAGAGUAAAAAGUGAUAAAGAGUAUGCCUCCACUUUACAGAAUCUUUGUAAUCAAGUAGAUAAAGAGAGCACUUGCCAAUUGGAUUACAUCAGCAAUGUGUCCAAGUCUUGGUUGCUCGUGGUACAGCAAACGGAACAGCUGAGCAAAAUAAUGAAGACCCAUGCAGAAGAUCUUAAUUCUGGGCCUUUGCAUAGGCUUACAAUGAUGAUCAAAGAUAAGCAGCAAGUUAAGAAGAGUUACCUGGGUGUUCAUCAACAAAUUGAAGCAGAGAUGUACAAGGUCACAAAGACAGAACUAGAGAAACUAAAAUCUAGCUAUAGACAACUAAUAAAAGAAGUAAAUUCUGCCAAAGAGAAGUAUAAAGAAGCUGUGGCUAAAGGAAAGGAAACUGAGAAAGCCAAAGACCGGUGUGAUAAAGCCACUAUGAAGCUUCAUAUGUUGCAUAAUCAGUAUGUGUUAGCACUUAAAGGAGCACAAUUACAUCAGCACCAAUAUUAUGACACUACACUUCCUCUUUUACUUGAUUCACUACAGAAGAUGCAAGAAGAAAUGAUUAAAGCCCUAAAAGGAAUCCUGGAUGAGUAUAGCCAGAUCACCAGUCUUGUAACAGAAGAGAUUGUGAAUGUCCAUAAAGAGAUACAGACCUCAGUUGAACAGAUAGACCCUAACUCUGAAUAUAAUGACUUCAUAGACACUCACAGGUCAUCGGAAGUUGUUGAACAAGAAAUAGAGUUUGAUACAUCUUUACUAGAAGAAAAUGAAAACCUUCAGGCUAAUGAGAUCAUGUGGAAUAAUCUAACAGCAGAAAGUUUACAAGUCAUGUUAAAAACCGUAAUAGAAGAACUGAUUCAGACACAACAAACCCUUCUGAGCAAAGAGGAACUUGUGUUGGAACUAGAGAAAAAAAUUGAAGAGUCCUCUAAGACUUGUGAAAAGAAGUCUGAUAUUGUACUCUUGCUGAGCCAAAAGCAAGCACUGGAAGAACUUAAGCAAACAGUUCAACAAUUAAGAUGCUCUGAGGCAAAGUUUGCAGCCCAGAAAGAACUCCUGGAACAAAAGGUCCAAGAGAAUGAUGGGAAGGAGCCACCACCUGUUGUGAAUUAUGAAGAAGAUGCCAGAUCAGUCACUUCUAUGGACAAGAAAGACAAAGUCUCAAGAUUUGACACUAUACGCCAUUCCAUAGCUGGAAUUAUAAGGUCUCCAAAAUCCAUGUUGGGCUCAUCAUCGUUCUUUGAUAUAAUAUCAACCACUGAGAAACCAUUGUCUGACCAAGACUGGUAUCAUGGUGCAAUUCCAAGAAUAGAAGCCCAGGAGCUGUUAAAACAGCAAGGAGACUUCUUGGUGCGAGAGAGCCACGGGAAACCUGGUGAAUAUGUCCUUUCUGUGUUUUCAGAUGGACAACGGAGGCACUUUAUCAUACAAUAUGCUGAUAAUCAGUAUCGUUUUGAAGGAACUGGGUUUCCAACUAUUCCUCAGCUCAUAGAACAUCAUUACACAACAAAGCAACUUAUUACAAAGAAGUCAGGUGUUGUUCUGCUGAAUCCUGUUGUUAAGGAUAAGAAGUGGGUUCUCAAUCAUGAGGAUAUUACACUGGGAGAACUACUAGGCAAGGGUAAUUUUGGUGAGGUGUAUAAGGGAACACUGAAGGAUAAAACUCCUAUUGCUGUAAAAACAUGUAAAGAAGAUCUUCCUCAGGAACUGAAAAUCCGAUUUCUGUCAGAAGCCAGAAUACUCAAACAGUAUGAUCAUCCUAAUAUUGUAAAACUUAUUGGAGUUUGCACGCAACGGCAACCUAUUUAUAUUGUUAUGGAACUUGUUCCAGGAGGUGAUUUCCUGUCCUUUUUAAGAAAAAAAAAGGAUGAGCUAAAAACCAAACAGCUGGUGAAAUUUUCAUUAGAUGCUGCUUCUGGUAUGGCAUACCUUGAAUCUAAAAAUUGUAUCCAUAGAGACCUGGCCGCAAGGAACUGCUUGGUAGGUGAAAGCAACAUUUUGAAAAUAAGCGAUUUUGGAAUGUCCCGACAAGAGGAUGAUGGCGUGUAUUCAUCAUCAGGCCUAAAGCAGAUUCCUAUCAAGUGGACUGCUCCAGAAGCUCUCAACUAUGGGAGAUACACAUCUGAGAGUGAUGUAUGGAGCUUUGGAAUCCUUUUGUGGGAAACCUUCAGUUUAGGAGUAUGUCCAUAUCCUGGAAUGACCAACCAGCAAGCAAGAGAGCAAGUUGAGAAAGGCUACCGGAUGUCAGCUCCACAAAAGUGUCCAGAAGAAAUAUAUAAAAUAAUGCAGAGGUGCUGGGACUACAACCCAGAAAACCGUCCAAAAUUCAGUGAGAUUCAGAAAGAGCUGUCUUCAGUCAAGAAGAAAGUGACAUAAUGAUAAACAAGUGCCAAGCUCAGUGUGUAGGACUUUAUUUUCAGUGAAGUAAUUUUUUUCCCAUCAAACAACAUGCAUUUAUACAACAUUAUUUGAUAUAUUCUUCUAGGAUUACUUUGAAAUUAACUGGGUUUUUGUAUCCAUGUGUACCAUCUUGAGUGGUGCUUACACCUGUGUUAAAGACAUAUACGGCAAAAUGCUAUAUAUCCAGUCACAGUAAUAUUGUCAUUUAGGUUACAUGUAAAUUGAAAAGCACAUACUGUAGAUUUAAGGGACUGUGGCUUCUAUCUCUUUUACAGCAAAUAACUGCUAGUGACAUUUUUCAGAAGUUUUCUACUUUAAAUUGUUUUCUCACUCUGCUGUCCUGGUCCUGUAUGUCAACACCAACAGCACUCUAAUGUGACGUCUGUCAUUAAGUGUUCGCCUUAAAGCUCAAGACAGUUUUGACAACUAUUUAAACUUGAAAAUUUCAUAUUUUUAAAAUUCUUUCUGCAACUGAUAUUUUAAAAAGUGAUACUUCGUCUUAAGGAUGAGAGUCAGCUGGAUUCUGAACAGUGAAAUCCAGAAUUUUCUUUUGUAGAAAAUUGGGUUAGUUGAGCAUUUUUUACCAUACUUUAGUACAUACUUCUGGCUUUUGAUAGGACGCACUCAAGCCACUCCUUUUAUUCCUAGAAAGCCAUUAGAAUUCAGUAAUAUAUCUCCUUUAAAAUGACCUAUAUUUAUUUAGAAACAAACAAACAAAAAAGUAUCGAGACUUGAAUACACAUUAAGAAAUACUGCAAAUCAUCUGCCUUCCAAAGAAUAUGUGAAAGCAGUAGGCCAUCAGGAAGAGCUUUACUAAUUAUAGCAGCAGAUAAUAAAUAACUGUUGAUGAAAGAGGAGCUAAAAAAUACAAAUUGCUAGAGAUGAUUUGAUCCUAAGUUUUUCCUUAAAUUCAUAAUAAUUGUCAGAAUGCAGCUGGGGCCUACAAAAGUUUUACGCUAAGCAAAAAUACAUUCCAUGCAUAGUGUCCAAAGGAAAAUGCUACUUAUGAAUUGCAUUGUGCAAGAAACCAAAAUAAACAUGUUUCAAGCCAAUGACAAGCUGAGCAAGGCAAAGUAGAACUACUAACCUUCUAACUUUUUAAAAAUCAUUACAAUCAUAUUUGAAAAUACUGGGGAUAGACAAGUUUUAGAUGCCACAAGGAACUGAAACUUUGUGUAUGUAAAUAGAUAUAACAAAACAUUAAAAAAAAAAAAAAAAAAUU
Molecule: messenger RNA, 3936 nt
Organism: Calypte anna (Anna's hummingbird)
Lineage: Eukaryota; Metazoa; Chordata; Aves; Apodiformes; Trochilidae
Gene: FER
Product: FER tyrosine kinase
Exons: 20
Coding region: 222-2690 (822 amino acids)
Biological process (GO): chemotaxis; cell adhesion; regulation of mast cell degranulation
Molecular function (GO): non-membrane spanning protein tyrosine kinase activity; ATP binding
Source: RefSeq, a predicted model, not a curated record